AAAGCCUGUUUUUCUCCUUCUGAAGAGGAAUGGGGAGAAUGGGAAAGGGGUGCCUUGCUUCUGGGCCGCGCUCCUGGAUGCUCUCGGAUGAACUGGUCCAAGGCUCUCCGGCUGUUGUCUCUGCGUCCUUCCCAGAUGGGUUCCGAGAGGGAGGGGGAGGUGGGGAUUUUCGUAGGGGAGACGUAGGACCGCAGAAUGGAGGAGUGCGGGUCAGGGUCAUUAUUUUCGCCUUUUCUCUCCAUUCCCUCCUUUCCCCCUUCCUGCCUGGAGGAGACGCCUCAUUGAUGAAGCUAGAGAAGAGGAAGGAAAACCGCUUCCUGGAGCGCCAGAGCAUCGUGCCGCUGCGCCUCAUCUACCGCUCGGGCGGUGAAGACGAAACUCGGCACGAUGCGCUCGACACGCGGGUGCGGGGCGACCCCGGCGGCCGGCAGUUGACUCAUGUUGACCAAGCAAGCUUCCAGGUUGAUGCCUUUGGAACGUCGUUCAUUCUUGAUGUCGUGCUAAAUCAUGAUUUGCUGUCCUCUGAAUACGUAGAGAGACACAUUGAACAUGGAGGCAAGACUGUGGAAGUUAAAGGAGGAGAGCACUGUUACUACCAGGGCCAUAUCCGAGGAAACCCUGCCUCAUUUGUUGCAUUGUCAACAUGCCAUGGACUUCAUGGGAUGUUCUAUGAUGGGAACCACACAUAUCUCAUUGAGCCAGAAGAAAAUGACACUACUCAAGAGGAUUUCCAUUUUCAUUCGGUUUACAAAUCCAGACUGUUUGAAUUUCCCUUGGAUGAUCUUCCAUCUGAAUUUCAACAAGUAAACAUUACUCCACCAAAAUUUAUUUUGAAGCCAAGACCAAAAAGGAGUAAACGGCAGCUUCGUCGAUAUCCUCGUAAUGUAGAAGAAGAAACCAAAUACAUUGAACUGAUGAUUGUGAAUGAUCACCUUAUGUUUAAAAAACAUCGGCUUUCCGUUGUACAUACCAAUACCUAUGCGAAGUCUGUGGUGAACAUGGCAGACAUAAUAUAUAAAGACCAACUUAAGACCAGGAUAGUAUUGGUUGCUAUGGAAACCUGGGCGACUGACAACAAGUUUGCCAUAUCUGAAAAUCCAUUGAUCACCCUACGUGAGUUUAUGAAAUACAGGAGGGAUUUUAUCAAAGAGAAAAGUGAUGCAGUACACCUUUUUUCGGGAAGUCAAUUUGAGAGUAGCCGGAGCGGGGCAGCUUAUAUUGGUGGGAUUUGCUCGUUGCUGAAAGGAGGAGGCGUGAAUGAAUUUGGGAAAACUGAUUUAAUGGCUGUUACACUUGCCCAGUCAUUAGCCCAUAAUAUUGGUAUUAUCUCAGACAAAAGAAAGUUAGCAAGCGGUGAAUGUAAAUGCGAGGACACGUGGUCCGGGUGCAUAAUGGGAGACACCGGCUAUUAUCUUCCUAAAAAGUUCACCCAGUGUAAUGUUGAAGAGUAUCAUGACUUCCUGAAUAGUGGAGGUGGUGCCUGCCUUUUCAACAAACCUUCUAAGCUUCUUGAUCCUCCUGAAUGUGGCAAUGGCUUCAUUGAAACUGGAGAGGAGUGUGACUGUGGAACCCCGGCUGAAUGUGUCCUUGAAGGAGCAGAGUGUUGUAAGAAAUGCACCUUGACUCAAGACUCUCAAUGCAGUGACGGUCUUUGCUGUAAAAAGUGCAAGUUUCAGCCUAUGGGCACUGUGUGCCGGGAAGCAGUAAAUGGUUGUGAUAUUCGUGAAACAUGCUCAGGAAAUUCAAGCCAGUGUGCCCCUAAUAUUCAUAAAAUGGAUGGAUAUUCGUGUGAUGGUGUUCAGGGAAUAUGCUUUGGAGGAAGAUGCAAAACCAGGGAUAGACAAUGCAAAUACAUCUGGGGGCAAAAGGUGACAGCAUCAGACAAAUAUUGCUAUGAGAAACUGAAUAUCGAAGGGACGGAGAAGGGUAACUGUGGGAAAGACAAAGAUACAUGGAUACAGUGCAACAAACGGGAUGUGCUUUGUGGUUACCUUUUGUGUACCAAUAUUGGCAAUAUCCCAAGGCUUGGAGAACUCGAUGGUGAAAUCACAUCUACUUUAGUUGUGCAGCAAGGAAGAACAUUAAACUGCAGUGGUGGGCAUGUUAAGCUUGAAGAAGAUGUAGAUCUUGGCUAUGUGGAAGAUGGGACGCCUUGUGGUCCCCAAAUGAUGUGCUUAGAACACAGGUGUCUUCCUGUGGCUUCUUUCAACUUUAGUACUUGCUUGAGCAGUAAAGAAGGCACUAUUUGCUCAGGAAAUGGAGUUUGCAGUAAUGAGCUGAAGUGUGUGUGUAACAGACACUGGAUAGGUUCUGACUGCAACACUUACUUCCCUCACAAUGAUGAUGCAAAGACUGGUAUCACUCUGUCUGGCAAUGGUGUUGCUGGCACCAAUAUCAUAAUAGGCAUAAUUGCUGGCACCAUUUUAGUGCUGGCCCUCAUAUUAGGAAUAACUGCGUGGGGUUAUAAAAACUAUCGAGAACAGAGACAGUUACCCCAGGGAGAUUAUGUAAAAAAGCCUGGAGAUGGUGACUCUUUUUAUAGCGACAUUCCUCCCGGAGUCAGCACAAACUCAGCAUCUAGUUCUAAGAAGAGGUCAAAUGGGCUGUCUCAUUCUUGGAGUGAAAGGAUUCCAGACACAAAACAUAUUUCAGACAUCUGUGAAAACGGGCGACCUCGAAGUAACUCUUGGCAAGGUAACCUGGGAGGCAACAAAAAGAAAAUCAGAGGCAAAAGAUUUAGACCUCGGUCUAAUUCAACUGAGAGGGAGCCCCAAGCACCUGAGCCUGGGCACUCCCUCGCCCAGACAGUCCCAUCCCAAGGCAUAAGCCCAGGGGGCUCUGACAGCCCCCAGACAGGGAGUCUGGAUCACAGGUAUUUAAACCCAUGGUUCAAAAGAGACUAUAAUGUAGCUAAGUGGGUAGAAGAUGUGAAUAAAAACACUGAAGGACCAUACUUUAGGACUUUAUCUCCUGCCAAGUCUCCUUCUUCAUCCACUGGGUCUAUUGCCUCCAGCAGAAAAUACCCUUACCCAAUGCCUCCACUUCCUGAUGAGGAGAAGAAAGUGAACCGACAAAGUGCAAGGCUAUGGGAGACAUCCAUUUAAGAUCAACUGUUUACAUGUGAUACAUCGAAAACUGUUUACUUCAACUUUUAUAGAAAUCCAGGCUCAUGGAAUCACUGCAAAUCUAUCUGCUCUUCAGACAAUACGAAGACCCUCUGAGAUGCUACAGAGGAGAGGAAGUGGAGUCUCACAUCUGGUUACCAUUUUCUUUUUGUCAUUGGCUUAGGGUUUAACUGAAUCAUGAAAAGAACUACUGAAAUGUUAUACUAUAACAUGGAACAAUAAAGGUACUGGUAUGUUAACAGAUAAUCCGCAUGACAGAUAAGAUGUAGAAAUAUCCAUAAAGUUAACUCACAUGACCCAAAUGUAGCAAGUUUCCUAAGGGACAAUAGUGGAUUCAGAACUUGAUGUUCUGAAGCACAUCCUCACUGUAAACAGUAAUGCUAUAUGCAUGAAGCUUCUGUUUAUUGUUUUCCAUAUUUAAGGAAACAACAUCCCAUAAUAGAAACGAGCAUGCAGGGCUAAGGCAUAUAGGAUUUUUCUGCAGGACUUUAAAGCUUUGAGAGGCCAAUAUCCCAUAGGCUAACUUUAAACAUGUAUUUUAAUUUUUGUUUUGUUUUUUACUUUUCAUAUUUAUAUUAGCAUACAAGGACAAUUGUAUAUAUGUAACAUUUUUUAAAUUUAAAAAAAUGCAGCUGUUACACACAAGUGUAUUUUGCCAAAUGCCUAAAAAUUCAGUCACAAUCACAUCAUCGUCAUCCAUCCAGUGAUCUUCAAAGACUAUAAGCAGGUAAUGUAAAUAUAGUGGUCAGUGCUGUAAAUGUGUCUCUCCAUAAUUGGUAUUUGUCCAAAACAUGUGAUGUCCCUUUAACCUGUGCACAGUCUGGAGGCGCAGUUUUAUUGAGUAAGUAAUUGAGUGAGAGAACUAAAUGCCCAGCAAAACUUCUGGCCUCCACAGUUUGCUGAUGCAGGAGCCCACUCUGCUCCCGAUUGGCUGCUCCCUGGACAUCAUCCAUCCCAUCCAUCCAUCCCAUCUCAUCCCAGUGAGCCAGCCCCUCAGCAAUGUGUCCUGCUGAGAUUAAGCAAGUGCACCAAAGACACAUGAGACCACGUACUGCCAGUGAGCUGGUAGCUUCUGACUUGCCAAUACUCUAACCCUUUGUGGCCUGAAGUUUUGUUCCUUGACAAAACUUUUCAGUCACCCUUAUCUGUGAAAUGAAUGACUUGUUUUAACAAAAACAACUUUGACACUAUUGAUUAAGAAUAUUUAUCAUCACUGGGAUGUGAAUCCCAACAAGUCAUUCUGUACUCACUCUGGAGCAAGAUGAUGGAAGAUUCUACUGUUUGAGUUGGGUAGCCUCAACCGUUCAUAAAGGGUUAAGUUAGAUCUAAACCACAGAGAUGCAGCAACUGCAGAGCUACACUAACAGCUGGCAGGGGGAAAGAAUCUGAUGCUUUGAACCAUAUAUUUUUUAAUCCAUAGGAAAAUAGGAUUCUAUUUUAAAAGACCCUUCUUUAAAACCAAAGUUUGAUAACUGUUAUAAUGGCAGAUCUGUCAUUCCAAAAGAAAGCUAGCUACCCUAGUGAGGCUGGAGAUUGAUGGGCUCAAUCACAUGGUCUGCUCUGAAGUAGUAUACUUCUGAUUUCCUAAUUUUCUGUGUGUUCUUAAGAGGUAUGGAACCUGCAGACAGGGUUUCAGAAAUAAUCUCUAAAUUUGAUCCUCUUCCAUAGUAUCCAUGGACAAAAUCCAUAUCAUCUUCAUAUGUAAUCAAAUUGAUUACAUAUGAUGCCCAAACUGAAGGGCCGAGUUAGAAGGCAGCAUUUUGUGCUUUGUGUUUAUGUCUUCGGUAAUGGACCUCUCUUUUGAAAGUCUUUGAAAUGGUUGGAAAACAAUUUAAUGAUCCAAAAUUACAUAAUGUAAAACAGCAUUUUUCAUGACAGGAAGGGAUGUGAUUGUUAAUAUGACCAUAAAGCGAUCCAUCAGGCCAAGGUUUGGGUGAGUGUUGGGCACUGUUGCCACAUAGCUCAAGCCAAGAACAGAAGGGCAGACAGAUUGAAAGAUGUAGCAAAUAAAGUGACUUUUUACCAAGAUCACUGUAACGUGCACUGAAUGUUUCCUGGUAUUGAGUGUAUAAAAGGCUAAUGCUAUAAGGUUUAUUUUGACUAUAAAAGAGUUUAUAGAUUUGAAUAUAAGGUGCCUCAUGUAAAUAUGCUUCCUAGUUACAGGUACACAAACUCUAAUUUGAAAGAAUCCACAAACGGCUAGCUGAGAAGUUAACAGAUCUCUGUCUGUCAUCCAUCCAUGUGUCUUUCUUCCUUCACCUCAGUUAUUUUUACAUGAAAUUAUUAUUUCAAAUGAAAAUCAUUAUCAUGUGCCUUUUGGGAGACAUGGUUGCUCUAGAGGUAUAUAGUUUGUAAUUACCCUCCUUGGAAGCUCCACCUUCCUGUGGAACUGAAUAAAAAUUUUUAUGUUUUAUUUUUAGAGAUUAUGAUUUUAGGUAUACAGUAACUUUAAUGUUCUAUUCUUGGAAUCUACUCUAUCUCCCAUGUUUAAACAUUCUUAGAGCCAUUUGUGGGAUUCAUUGAAAAAUUUAUAGUCUCAAGGGAGAGUUUCAAGAAGUAUCUGUAUAUAUACUCAUGUUGGGGUUCUAGAGGCAUUACAUCUAAAUAUUUAUGACUUUUCAUCCACUGAGGUAGGUAGCAUUAAAUAUACAAGCACAGCAUUAUUUCUCUUUAAAUAACUAUUUUGAAGAGAAACUUUGAGGCCAUAUAACAGUUUAUAUCAUGCAACUAAUAUUUAUAUUUCCCAAUCCACUACAAAAUCAUUGCUAAGCAGAAGAGAGCAGUUAUUUGGCCUUUAUGUUUCAUUGUAUGCCUUUUCCCCCUCUUUCUAAAGUUUUAUGCAUUGAUAAGACUGCAGAUUGGCACCCAGCUGCCCGAGAUGUUCCAUUUAUCCAUAGUCGUUGUAGUGCGAUCAACCCUGAUUUAAAGGAACAUUUAAAUCUCUCCAGUAAGUGUCAACAGGAAGGCAUGGGAUAGCAGGGAGUCCUUAUGGAGUGGACUGGCCACAUGAACUGUCCUCUGCAUCCAGCCACUCUUUAUUUAGAUGGGAAGUGGCAUGGUCCUCUGAACGCUACAGGCUGGAAAUGAUCCCCAGGGCACGUGCAAUCUGUGGAAAGGAAUAAAUCAGACAGUGCAACAUGAUGAGGGCUUUCAAUUUGCUGUGGUUGCUGUAUUUUUGACAAGAAACCCAGAGCUUCGAUUAGGAAUAACCUAUCAGAGUUGUUCCUUUAAAAAAUAUUGAUGAAUAAAGCAAAUGUGGGCUUAAAAUGCCAACUUAUUUUUCACUUUGAUAUUGGUGCUUUAUUAAGUGAUGCCAUAGUUUGUCUCUUUUCCCUCUCACUUUAAAAAGAAUUUUAAAAUUGUGUUUGUAUAUAAGGUCAGUCCGGCAUAGAAUUUCUGAAAGUAACAUUAAUAGGGUUUCUAAAGAAGUUGUCAGAAAGACAAAAAUUAGAUAUUCUGUGCACUUUCCGAGAAGGACUCUUUAUGUUUGAAUUUCAAAACAGGCUUACAUUUCUUUUCUGUUGAUUCCCUUGCAUAUCUACAUAAUUUAAUCCUGUCUAUUGUCCCAGAUCUCUUAUGGCUACUUUACCUGUUACCUUUUUUGGAAUUUUGUUCUUUAUGUUUUACAGUUACCUUUGGACCAGAAGAUAUAUGAUAUUUUUAUUCAUUUUUUUUCAGUGUUUUAAAAUAAGGUUUGUUCAUUUUAUCCAUUCAUUUCCUAUUGUCAUGUAGUUCUAUUUUAACCAUAUAUAUAUAGUACUUUAAAUAAAUUUUCUUAUGUUAUUAUUUAACACAAUAAUAAAUCUUUAUCUAAA
Mandrillus leucophaeus (drill) is the source of this 6940-nucleotide messenger RNA. It is a transcript of the gene ADAM22, whose product is annotated as ADAM metallopeptidase domain 22. Gene Ontology annotation, molecular function: metalloendopeptidase activity. The record is from RefSeq and is a predicted model, not a curated record. Gene Ontology annotation, cellular component: postsynaptic density membrane. Gene Ontology annotation, biological process: proteolysis. The transcript has 32 exons. NCBI's taxonomy places the organism in Eukaryota, Metazoa, Chordata, Mammalia, Primates, Cercopithecidae. Bases 30 to 3104 code for a protein of 1024 amino acids.